This is a messenger RNA of Gymnodraco acuticeps, 2807 nucleotides long. RefSeq names its product LHFPL tetraspan subfamily member 2a protein-like. The coding region runs from base 597 to 1265 and encodes 222 amino acids. The transcript has 4 exons. The record is from RefSeq and is a predicted model, not a curated record. Lineage: Eukaryota; Metazoa; Chordata; Actinopteri; Perciformes; Bathydraconidae. Gene Ontology annotation, cellular component: membrane.
GCGACGUCAGACGGUGGUGGGAUGGCUCUAAGUGAGGUGAGAAGGAAAGAGAAAACGUCCUGAAGAAAGGAGCCUGGAGUGAGUGAGCGCUGGGCUGCACCGGGAACACAGCAGCGGUUCAACACAAAGGACGGCUUCUUCACGUCGGCUGCAACAUCACACCACGUCGGCUCUGCCAUGCCCUUGAGGUGCAGGGAGGAGGUCAAUCUGUGUGAGAGCCACCAUGGAGCUCUCUGCCUGACACACACUGCACUGAGAGGGGAAGUGGUGCUACAUCAUAAACCAAACAAAACCAGGAAAAGGUGUGCUUUCUCAAACGUUGUCAUGGCUGAGGGAAGCUGCUUCGGUGCGUUAUAGCUGUUUGGGAUGACCAGAGCCAGACCUUGCCUCAUUAAAGAAGAAGAAGAGGCGAGAGCAAAGAAUACCGACUGAGAGGAGGAAAAACAUCUGCUCAGAGAGGAUACGAUCAGAACAGGGAACCUACUGGAACCUCUCUUUGUAGUAAAGGAAUUUAAACUCCCCAGUAUCAGUCAGUUGAAGGGUUCAAGAAUUAUAUAUUUUUUUACUUUGUGACCAUCUCAGAAAGAGUGAGCAUCAUGUGCCAUGUUAUUGUAACCUGCCGCUCUAUGCUCUGGACACUACUCAGCAUUGUGGUGGCCUUUGCUGAGCUUAUUGCCUUCAUGAGCCCUGAUUGGCUGCUGGGAUCCCCCCGCUCGGACUCCAGUGCGAGCGGGGCGGGCGUGGACUCGGGGGAGUACCGGCCGUCUCUCGGCCUGUACAGCCGCUGCCUUCGUGUCGGGGCCCGGGGAAUUGGGGUGAGCUGCGGGCCCUACGCUCGGACAUUUGGAGAAGUGGCCAGCGGCUUCUGGCAGGCGGCCAUGUUGUUUCUGGCAGCAGGGAUCUUAGUUCUAGCAGGAGUCGCCUGUAUCUCCAUCUUCAGCCUGUGCUUCCAGAGCAUCCUGAAGAAGAGCAUAUUCAACAUCUGUGGACUGCUCCAGGCUAUCGGAGGCCUGUUGCUGAUGGUGGGCCUCAUGCUGUACCCUGCUGGUUGGGGAUCAGAGAAGGUGAUCAACUACUGUGGCGCUGAGGCCUUGCCCUUUAGGCCGGCCCUCUGUUCCCUCGGCUGGGCCUUCUACGCCGCGAUAGGAGGAACGCUGGGGUCCUUCCUGUGUGCCGUUUUGUCUUCACAGGCUGAGAUUGCCACCUCCAGCGACAAGGUCCAGGAGGAGAUUGAAGAAGGGAAGAGUCUAAUCUGCCUGCUCUGAGCCUUCAAAAAACCUGGGGAAACCAUCCUUGGUGUCUUUUCUCUUUUACACACAUUUUUAGAUCUCAGUGGAGGAGAACAGACAUUUAUUAAUGCAAUUUUCUUUAUGAUGAUAUCGCUGGUUGUUGAAAAUAUCGAAGCCCUGAAAACAAAAUAUUAAAAUGCAGAUCACGCUACCAAUAUCCUAUACCUAAUGAUAAACAUGGACAAAGUCAAACGUAUAUUUCCCUUCUACAGCUGCAGGUUGAACGGCCAACAAUGCUCUUGUACAGCAGCAGGCUAAAGAACAUUACCUGCAGACGUAUCCAAUGUUUUUGAACAAGAUAGUGUUUAUUUUUCUAAUUAUCUUUGCCAUAAACAAACCACUGUACUGGAGAAGCAGGAGAUUAGUUAAAGAAAUCGGUAGUCGAUUAGCCAUUAGCAUUUUUGUGGACAGGUUAAUGACUGCAAGUCAGUGCGUAUGUUUAUAACGUCAUUAUAAUGUUCAUUCACACGGUUCACCUGCAAAACGUAACAAACCACUGAAUACUAGCAGAUGUGUCCAUUUAGACUCCCAACAAGGGCUUGGGAGUGUGUAUGUCUGGGAGUGUGUGUGUGUGUGUGUGUGUGUGUGUGUGUGUGUGUGUGUGUGUGUGUGUGUGUGUGUGUGUGUGUGUGUGUGUGUGUGUGUGUGUGUGUGUGUGUGUGUGUGUGUGUGUGUGUGUGUGUGUGUGUGUGUGUGUGUGUGUGUGUGUGUGUGUGUGUGACAGACAUUUACUGUUGUGUUUUCUAAACUUCUUUAUGAUCUGAUUGUGUGGCACAGCAGGACUCUCUAACUUUCCAUAUGCCACUUAAGGGAUCAUUCACUUUAAAGGUGGUUUCCCUGUUAAAUGGAUUGUUUGUGGGUCUCUUGCAGCUUAUUAACUGGCAGAGUGUGUGAACAGAACCGAGACUCGCCAUGUGUUUCUCUAUGGUGGACUUUCAUGAGGAGAUGUUUGCUCAAAGCGAGAUAAAGCAGGCUGCACCAGAGAUUAUCACGGGUUACCUUACUACACAGCACACAGACGAGAUCUGGUUUGUAAAGAUGCCCAAAGAACCGGUUACAUUUUAAAAAGGCUUUGUUGAGCUUUUGCUAAAUGAAUGGGUUUUCAGUGAUGCUUUGAUUAGGGCAGACCUGUUUUGUUUGGUACUUUUGGAGAUCAGAGUAUUGUAUUUUGCACUUGGUUCUCAAUUCAUUUCAAAUUGCUUCAUAACUUCCUAAACCUGCUUCAUCAAGUUGCUGUAAAUGUAACAUCAUGUGAUCACUUUUAUUAUUUGUAGAUAAGAUGUGCAAUAAUUCAACUAUAUAGUGUCUGCUGUGAGAGAGAGUGGACGGAGAGGAUGAGACGUUUCUAGUCUGUCUGUGCUCAAAUGUAUAUCUUGACUGUACUCUGUUUUGUUACAUUAACAAAAGGGUAACAGCAUCCGUGGCACAUUGUAUAAUGCUGCAUGUAUGAGAGGUUGAUAUGUGUGAGAGAUCUGUCUGUACUUUCUACUCAAAUAAACCAGGCCUUCUUUAAAUAUA